Molecule: messenger RNA, 2052 nt
Organism: Pieris macdunnoughi
Lineage: Eukaryota; Metazoa; Arthropoda; Insecta; Lepidoptera; Pieridae
Source: the annotation of a GenBank genome assembly
AUGUAUGCAGUGGAGAAAAAGUAUGAAAUAGAAAUGAAAUUGAAGAAGGAGAUGAUGAACAUGCAAGAGCUUAAGGCUGCUGCUAAUCGCAGUAUGUCGAUUGCAAAUGAUGUGUGUAAUGUACUAGGUGCUUGCGAACAAAGACUUCAACAGCUUGAAAAAGCAGUUUUACCACUGUAUGGAGAUACGGCACGACUUCAGCACAUACAUCAAAACAUGGAGCGCACAGUAAAAUCUUUGGAACAUGUAAUAAACUACUACAUGGUGUCUAGAGAAUUAGCUGAUCUUAUCCAGAAUGGUCCUCAUACUUCUACCACAGAAGCUCUUAAUAUUUACUUAGAGGCACUGGAUAAACUAGCAGAGGCUCAAAAUUAUUUCAAUAAAAAUAAUCCACAAAGUGUUGAACUUGAAAAUAUUAACCAACUAUAUAAUACUGGGGUGCUUAAAUUGGAAUCGUCAUUUGAGGAGCUUCUCAGUCGCAACACAAGACCUCUAUCUCCAACAACACUCAUGGAUAUGAUAGCUCUUGAGGAAGAUUCAAGUGUAGACAGUAUAUCAGUGAGUGGCAGUAACUCAACAACUGUGACUAGCGUUGAAACUAUGCGGGCUGCUGCUGCAUGGCUCAGUGCAGCUGGUCGGCCUCCAUCUGGGCCCUUGCUCGCUAUCAGGGCACCAGCUGCUAAGAACUCACUUGUGGCUUUCAAAGACUAUUUGAGAUCUAGAUCUAUGGCUGGUUCUCCAUUAAUGAGAAGCAAAAAUUUGUUAAAUCGUGCUGAUAGUACAUCAAGAAGGACAAGUAAAAUACAGAAAGUUUUAGAAAAGCGUGCAAUAAACAUAAUGAUGAAAGCCUCACAAACACUGGAGCAGUCCACGGGAUUGGCCAUUGGACCUAGGAGAUCAAUCAAUGAUGCUUAUAUGGAAGAAUGUAGCGAAACCUUGGACGAGCGCGAAGUGGAGGCGGCGGGGACGUUGGCAGCGGCCGUGUGUCGUAUUGCACGUCGCGAGCAACGACACGCGUUGGGGCUGGUGCCUUUGCCCAGAUUGUCCGCGCUGCUCGCUGCCCUGCUCAAGGACUGUUUGGGAAUAUUAGCAACUGAGGUGGAACGCGCGUGUUCCCGCAGCCGUAAAGCAGCGUCCAGAUGUUCCAGCAGUGCUGCUGCCAGCUGGGCCUUAUUGGCUCGGUUGCAAAAGUUGCAGCCAGACCUGCAACGAGCUCUGCAUCCCGCCCCACCAGCUCCCUAUACAGCCUUACUGCAGAAUUGUCAGCAUCAUUGUAUCCGUUCCUUGGAAGAGUGGGUAGAGGGUGUUCGCAAUGAUAGUGCGUCUGGGGCAGUGGAUGGGACAGUGCAUCAGUUGCCCGUUGCAGCCCUAGCCUAUUGCCAGGCCCUUGCUGCCCAUCUACAAGUCAUUGGCCCAGCCCUAAAUGCAGAACCGACGUACGCGCGCGCUGCCUCUCAAAUCGCCGGCGUACAGGAUAGAAACGCACUUAUGCUGUCUAUAUACUUCCGUAAGGUGCUAGCGCAGCUGAACUUGUCCCUGCGCAACAAAGGCGAGCAGUACCCGGACGCAUUGAAAGCUAUAUUCCUUUUGAACAACACCUUAUAUUUGUUACAGGGUCUCCAACGGAGCGGUCUUUUGGACAUGUUGGCAUUGUCUGAACCGGACUGUGAGGCCGGAUACCGACGUAUGAUCAACGAUUAUAAGAAUACUUAUCUGCAAAGCUGGAACAAGCUGCUAUCGUCCAUAACUCUGGAUGAACCGUUGCCAGCUAAAUUACGAGACAAAGACAGACAGCUACUGAAAGAUAAGUUUUCGUCGUUUAACCGCGAAUGGGAUGAAACAACGCGUGCUCAGCGGGGCUACAGCGUCCCGGACGUAGAAUUACGCGAAUCAUUGAAAAGGGAUAACAAGGCGGCGUUAUUACCGCCCUAUACUGCCUUCUAUCAGGCGCACGCGCAUCUGCCAUUCUCUAAAAACCCCGACAAGUACGUUAAGUACUCACCAAUGCAGAUUUCGACGCAACUAGAUGGCUAUUUCGAUGAAGCCGCUUAG